AUGAACCUUGUCAAGAACAUCCUAGUCCUAGGCGCCGGCGAACUAGGCACUGAGAUCCUACACUCCCUCGCCAACCACCCUGCCCGAAACGAGCACAACAUCUCCAUCGCCGUUCUCCUCCGCGCAUCUACAAUAUCAUCAACAGAACAAAGUAAAAUCCACCAACUCGACGCCCUACGAAGUCUCAACAUCUCCUUCGUAACAGGCGACAUCGUCAAUGAUGCCCAACACACCUUAUCCUCUCUAUUCAAGCCCUAUGAUCUAGUAAUAAGCUGCACAGGCUUUAUCGCCGGUAAAGGAACGCAGCUGAAAAUCGCCCAUGCAGUCCUAUCUGCCAAAAUACCCCGAUUCAUACCCUGGCAAUUCGGCGUUGAUUAUGACGUUAUUGGACCCGGGUCAGCGCAGGAUCUAUUCGAUGAACAGCUCGACGUUAGACGUCUGUUGCGCUCUCAGAGUGAGACGGCAUGGCUCAUCGUUUCGACGGGGAUGUUUACUAGUUUCCUCUUCGAGGGCGGGGUGGGCAUAGUUGAUGUGCAGCGGGCUACGGUGCGGGCGUUAGGAGGGUGGGAGAACAAAGUCACCGUCACGGCGCCGACGGAUAUAGGUAAAAUCACGGCUGAGAUUGUCCUCGGAGAAAGGCAGGCGGGGGAGGAAGUGUUUGCGAACAAACCCAUCUUUAUCGCUGGUGAUACUGUUAGUUACGCGAAGGUGGCGCGGAUAGUGGAAGAUCUGACGGGGAAGCCGUUUCAGAAGACGGUUCUAACGGUUGAAGACGUGGAGGAGGCGCUGGCCCGGGAUCCUACUAACUCGCUACAUAAAUAUAACGUCGUGUUUGGGCAAGGUCGUGGUGUAGCAUGGGAUGUGGGAGAGACCUGGAACUUCAAAGCUGGCAUCCCUGCCUUGACUGCUGAAGAGUGGGCGAAAAUGAAUCUCGUGUGA
Messenger RNA from Arthroderma uncinatum, 939 nucleotides. RefSeq lists its product as uncharacterized. Gene Ontology annotation, molecular function: oxidoreductase activity. NCBI's taxonomy places the organism in Eukaryota, Fungi, Ascomycota, Eurotiomycetes, Onygenales, Arthrodermataceae. The transcript has a single exon. The record is from RefSeq and is a predicted model, not a curated record. The coding region runs from base 1 to 939 and encodes 312 amino acids.